Messenger RNA from Rasamsonia emersonii CBS 393.64, 384 nucleotides. RefSeq lists its product as uncharacterized. Lineage: Eukaryota; Fungi; Ascomycota; Eurotiomycetes; Eurotiales; Trichocomaceae. The coding region runs from base 1 to 384 and encodes 127 amino acids. The record is from RefSeq and is a predicted model, not a curated record. The transcript is spliced from 2 exons.
AUGCAUGCAAGAGAAAAACACGACAAUAAGAAGAGAGCAGCAAGGGUUUCAGACGGGGAGGGAAGGGGAAGUUUUAAGAAACUGGGGAGAUGCGUGCUUGGAAGCAAGCCCCUUGGGACGGGAGAUGCAUGCAGAAAAGGAUGGAUAGGCCAGCGAGAGAAAGAUGUUUUGGAAGGGGGGGGGGGUUUUGGGUCUCUUACCAAAACGCCAGAGACUUUUUUGGGGAGGGGGGAAAAAGCAAGACACCAGAGCUGGGGAGGGGAAAACGAGAGGUCGAAAGGAACGGUCGAUCUUAGGCCCGGCCAAGAGAUUUCCACCUUCCGCGUUUUAGUUGGAGGUUGGGAAAGAUGGGGCUGGAUGCAAGACCGCACGGGGCAGAGCUAA